This is a messenger RNA of Dalotia coriaria, 2333 nucleotides long. RefSeq names its product E3 ubiquitin-protein ligase rififylin. The record is from RefSeq and is a predicted model, not a curated record. NCBI's taxonomy places the organism in Eukaryota, Metazoa, Arthropoda, Insecta, Coleoptera, Staphylinidae. Gene Ontology annotation, biological process: proteasome-mediated ubiquitin-dependent protein catabolic process; protein K48-linked ubiquitination; negative regulation of extrinsic apoptotic signaling pathway via death domain receptors. Bases 580 to 1707 code for a protein of 375 amino acids. Gene Ontology annotation, molecular function: ubiquitin protein ligase activity. Gene Ontology annotation, cellular component: plasma membrane; cytoplasm. The transcript has 5 exons.
GCAUAUUCCAUCAAAUUCACCCUUGAAACGUCUGCUAUCAUCUGUCUUCAAUAUGUUCUUUGUUACACUCUCGUAAAUCUAAUGAUUUCGUCUCAUGCUCGCCACUACGUUUGGGUGUUACAUUUACCAGCAGUUUGAUUACAGUCAGAGUACGAGUACGUAGAGUGCAGAGCAAAUGUAAGCAAAUUCGACACGGUUUACUUUAAUUGCAAUGUCAGUUCGGUUCGUAAUUACUAGGCUACACAGAAGUCAACACGUUCUGCAUUUUCUCCUCGCUCGCAGAAACCUAACGACAUGGAUCUGAUUGCUCCAUUGUGACAAACACAAAACAUGAAAUCAGCGACCGAUCGGACAGAGGUUUUUAUCCGUUUUAUCGAAUUUUCAUCCACACAUCAAAUUAAUUAACCUUUGCACCGUCGUUUAACUACUCCCCCGUGAAAUCUGCUAGUAAUGUACUGAUAAAGGUGUAUCAAGUUUUAUAUCUGGUAAGAGGUUCGGAAUACUUCAUCAGUGAUUCAUUUGUUUCUGGAUCGAGUAACAAACAUUAAAACAAUCGAAAAGUUAAAUUAUUGUUAUAAAAUGCCUUGUGGUAAGUGUGGUGCUGAUUUCACAGUGUUUCUUUGGAAAAUCAAAUGUUAUGAGUGUGAGGAAAACUAUUGCUCCAAAUGUCUAAACAAAAUUGAUGGUGAUACAUUUUGUGAAACAUGUGCAGUCCUCAUCAAAAGACCUCCAGUUCGAACAAAAUUAAUGGAAUUAAAGUCAAAAGAUCUUCAAAGCUAUCUGAACAAGCAUAAUGUAUCAACUAGAGGAAUAGUAGAAAAACAAGAACUGGUUGAAUUGUUUUAUAAAUCUCCGAUUCCGCCGAAAGACAAGCGAAAACACAAGCGCUUCAAUUGUAAUUUCUCCGGAUCGGUACCAAAUCUCGCACAAAGAUCCCAAACGUAUCUAAAUAAUCUGCGUACUUCUGCGGAGACGGCGUUUAAUUCGCGUAACUGGGCACCUGGAGGCACACACGGUUCUAAUGGCAACAAUGGCCAUGGUCAUUCAGCGCAAAGCACUCCAAUUCGUACCCCGCAAGCAACGUCUCCGAAUAGACCUAAUCCUGGUACUUUCAAUACCUCAAAUACUACGUUUACCACAUUUACGAUAAACAAUGAUCCACCUCAUGUGUUUUCCACGACUACAUCAAGCGGAAUGGGUGGUGGUAGUGUUAAUUCCAGUGCGGGAACGUCAAAUUCAAGUUAUGGGACAACUCCUAAUACAACGACUCAUAAUACUGCAACGUCCACUCCGCAACCACCACCGAAUGCACCAUCUGCAGAACAACCGGAGUCUAGCCCACAAGUACCUAAAAAAUAUCCGAAACUUUCCGAUUUUCAGUCUCCGGAUGAUUUUAAUGACUUGUCAGUGAAACAGUUGAAGGAAUUGUUGAGUUUAAACCGUGUGGACUACAAGGGGUGUGUAGAGAAAGCCGAAUUACUCGAACGUGCUAGUCGUUUAUGGAUAGAUUCAAAUAUACGGAAAGAAGAAGGUGAUACUGACGGUAACAUGGAUGAAGCUUGUAAAAUCUGCAUGGAUGCACCAUUAGACUGCGUCCUGCUAGAGUGUGGCCACAUGGCGACUUGUAUUGAUUGCGGCAAACGACUUGCAGAGUGUCCCAUCUGCAGGCAGUACGUGACGAGAGUUGUACGAACAUUCAAAGCAUAAGACAAUAUAUAUCUAAAAGAAAUAAUAAAUUAAUUCAAUGUUCAAAUUAUAUUCAUGCGCGAAUAGAAAGCGAAAACGUUGAUGUGAUUGCAGUCACUGUUUCUUUGAGACUAAUUAUUAUUAAAUAGCUGUGAAUGUUGAGAAAAACACUAGAACUAAAAUACUUCUUUUAAGAUUUGAAAUAUCUCAGUAUUUAGUGUUUUUAUUGCAACAUUCAAUAAAUCACACAUACAUUCGUACAUAACUAAGCUAUUUGGGAAAAUAUAACAAAUAUAUUUAUUUUCUAUCAAUUGACAACACAGAUAUUGACAUUUAUUGCGUGUGAAACAAAUUAUUCACGUUUUUAUCAAUAAUUUCUCAUUUUGUAACGAAUUAUUAUACAUGUUUGAUUGAUUAUGGCCGAUUUGUUGUGACAGCAGUAUCAGAAUUAACUUGCUUAUGUUUAAUCACUGUAUAGAUUAGUUAGGAUGAGUUUUAUUCAGUAAUAUCUAAUGAGAAUCGGCGGAAGGCAGAUAAAUCUAAAAGUUGUGAUAUGUGUUGGAAUAUUAGUUGUUAUUAUUUGAUGUAUUUUAUGAUAAAACCUGUGAUUCUGAUUAAAGUUUCCAGAGAAUUGAAUUGAACAAAAA